Molecule: messenger RNA, 4767 nt
Organism: Cylas formicarius (sweet potato weevil)
Lineage: Eukaryota; Metazoa; Arthropoda; Insecta; Coleoptera; Brentidae
Product: F-box/LRR-repeat protein 3
Exons: 7
Coding region: 129-1535 (468 amino acids)
Biological process (GO): SCF-dependent proteasomal ubiquitin-dependent protein catabolic process; positive regulation of protein ubiquitination
Cellular component (GO): SCF ubiquitin ligase complex
Molecular function (GO): protein binding
Source: RefSeq, a predicted model, not a curated record
AAAACUUUUGGCAUUUCUUUUGCAUUUUGUUCCCAUUUUUACGCGUUUUUUUACCAUUAUUCGAGAUUUCGCAAUCAUAAAUUACCUGUUUUGACUGCUAAUUACAUUUGAAAUGAAUCGAAGGAGUUAUGGAUAAUUCUGGAUGUAAUGGGGGAUGUUCUAAGGCCAAACGAUCUAAAUCCUCUGACGAAUUUAUGAUAAACUCGAAAUGGGCUUAUUUGCCAAGCAUUGUUCUCCAUGAGAUAUUUGAAUACUUGAGUUAUGAAGAUCGUAAAAACGCAUCAAGCGUUUGUCACAAUUGGCGACAAAUAAUUUUUCAUCCAAAAUGGUGGUCUUCAGCUAAAUUUGAUCUAGAACAGCAUAAUGUAAGCAAAGUAAACUUUUAUAUAGCAACCCUUGGCCGAAUAGUGUCAGAAGCAACAGUAUCGUUAAAUUCCUUAUCGCCGACAUGUCUUAAUCAAUUUGUCAUACUAUUAAGGACAUUUAGUGAGAACAACCAUUUCAGGAAUCUUUUACUUGAGCCUACCCAUUGUCGUUUUGAAAUACCUCAGAAAUACAUUGAGGAUUCAGUGGAAGUUAGCAACACAUUUGAAAUUGUUAACCUUUUGACGAUGGUAUUACCUAGACUAAAUAAAUUCAGUAUUGGGUGUGUGGAGGAGUUUGCACACAAUAUGGAAAUUCUGUUGAAGAAUUUGACACCUUCUAAGGUUACUCUGCUUGGACUAGCGUCUGUUAAAGACGAUCCAGUAAAAUAUGAACCGAGCUAUUUCAAUCUCGAGCUUUUGGCCCAAUUUAGAAAUCUGCAGAUUUUAAGUGUGGAUUAUGACCAUCUGUCAGAUGAGUUUUUAUAUAAGUUAGAAAAAGCGACUCUGCUAUCGAGAUUGGUGGUUCACUUGCAUGCAGUCCAGAAAAACCAUCCGGGUUCAACAAAUGAAGCCUGGAUAGAUUUCAAAAGGGCGCAUCCCCAGUGCAUGUUACGCUUGUCAGUGAUUCAUGCGUACAAAGAGAUUGCCCAGUUGCACGUGACUGUGCUAAAGGAGCAGAUGCCCCUGAGUCAUUUGAAGGUGUUUUUCUGUGAAAAUUUAUUCCAGGUGAAUAUGGAGGUACUCCGUACCUUACCGACAUUUUAUGCGAAUACUUUACGUAGUGUCAUUUGGAUAGAUUCGUUGAGCGAUUGUGACUACAGCUGGAAGUGCUCGAAAUCUUCUGUGAACAUUCCGGACCCUUUUAUUUUAAUGUCGUGGCAGUGUUUGCACUUUGAAGAACUUAUUAUUUACGGCUACAAAUAUUGCGAAUACAAUUUGGUGGCCAUCGGUCGGCUGAGGGGGCCAAAGUUGACGAGGCUUGAGAUACCCCAAGAUGAUAUAUUGUUCAGCGAUUCCCUCAACGUGUACUGCAUAGAUGAUAUCUCUUCCAAUUUGCAAAGGCCGUGGAAGCCGCUGAAACGUUCGGAAUUGCAUCCGGUCAUCCUCGAUCCGGUGGCCGGCGAUUCGGACGAAUUUUUGUUGCCGUACGUAUUAGCCGACUUACGUUAAGUCUAAAACCCGACAAAAAAAUAAACGAAACUUCAACAAGUUUUGUCGUCUGACUUUUUCACGCGCAUGUACAUUUGACAAAUUUGAAAACUUCGAAGCCUUAUAUUUAUUUUUCUAUUUUUGUUUUGUUUUGUUUUUUUUUUGUUAUUUAGUAGAAACGUCUUGCACGGGCGUUUCGUUUUGUUAUUAACGCGUUGCGACCGACUGGGCGCUGCAGUUUGCUUGCAGUUGUUUUUACACAACACAUUAGCCAAUGAUGUUGCAUUGUUUCAGACAUUGGUUUAUUUGAAUUUUCUGUUUCCUUCAGUAUUGAAUAUCGCGAACUUAUAACCUACCGACAAUGGAAUCUAUCGCGGGAAAAUGUAAACCGUAAAGCCGAUCUGUCGAUUAAGGACUAAUAGGGGAGUUUUUUGUGGUCACACACACAAAUUACACACCUUGCAGCUUAAUGCUUCUGGGGAGUCAGUUGAACUACUGUCACUGCCCUCUAGGAAUUUCAGAUUCGAGGAACUAUUAAUAUUGCCCUCUAAACGAGAGGAACGGUGUUUAUAUCUUUAAGUACCGUAAACCGGGAUUUCUUUAUUCCGCUUUUAUGGAACAAGAUUUGAAAAAAUAUUAUGAAAUCGGAAUUUCUUUUUGUUUCUGCUUAGACCCUACGUAUUAAAAAUAUUUUACUUGAAAAGUGGAAGAGGCUCCCAUAGCCAAAGGUUGCCUUGCCCCACCUACAAAAAUAUUGGCUAAUCGCUGGUUGGAGUAAAGUGGAUGUGCAUAUUUUUAUACUUUUCCUCAGUCGGUAUCAAACAAGAAAACAAAAAAUUAAUUUUAUUUUUUAUUGCAAAAAAAAAAUAACUGCAAGUAUUGUAACGAAUACAAAAGUAAAAUAAAAUACAUGUAUAAGUACUUAAAUAAAUGAGUAUAUAUGUAGUAGCUAUAUGGAAAAUAGUGUAUCUGCUAAAAAAUGUACACCUAACAUUUAGUCACUGUACUACUACCGUGCUAGCUCAGGGACAGAGAAGAUGCCUCUUUUGUAACUUGUUGAGGUGGUUUAAUCAAACAUCACACCAAGGAUAUGUCAAUUGAUCCUUCUUUAAGGGCCAUUUUGCACAUUUUUAGGGAUUUCUCCAUUGAAUUUAUUAUAAUCUCAUUGUCAAAGGAAGCAAUUUGCCAAGGGUAGAACUGUCCUUCAUAAGAGAAUACAACACCUCUCUUACAACCUCAUCAAAAUGGAGUUCAUUUGUUUGAGGAUAUUUCGCCUGUAUCCAAUCUAUGAACUCUUUUUCUUUUUCCUGCACUUUUUCAACCUCAUCGAAGUUAACGUUAUCUGAAGAAUUAUCAUUGAAAUCAAGCGUAGAAGUAGAUGGUUGUAAGAGAAGCUGUUCAGCGUCCUUUGUUGUCGUAGGCUCUUCCAUUUGUUCCUACACACUUCUCAGGCGGUAUGUUCAUUUUUUUCUGCAAAUGUUUGUAUUGUAUUGUGAAGAAAACUCAACAUCAUCUCUAUUGUCUGAACUUCUAGGUAUGCGGGUUAAAACUUCAUCAAUGUUCAAAGGAAAUAUUCCGCACUUGCGAAAACCUGAUAUUAAAUUUUCUUUGAUGCAAGAACUCUCAUUUAAUUAAAAUUUAAAUCUAAAACAAGAACCAAAAUCACAAAUGAGUAACCAAAUAUGGAAUAGGUACUCAUACAUGGAAUAUAAGCAUAAAUCAUAAUUUCAAUAAGAAAAAAUAUCCUUGAUUCAGGAGUCGGGUUGGUAUGUUGAUUGAAGUGCUUGAACCAGUCUGAAAAGAUGUUCAUUUAAAUCCUGAUGGAUGUGCAACUCCGACUGAUCCUGGUGGAUAGCUUCUCACUCAUUUUUUCUGAGAGAGGUCCUCAUUCUGCUGAUGUCAGUGCAGCUAUCUGGCAUUUACUUUUGUGACCAAUGAUUUGUGGUAUCUUACUUUGUGCUAUUGUGAUUUGGUGGAUAGUUAUUUUUAGUGUAAAGCUUUUCAGGGAAGUUGAAAAAAGCAGCCACUUUUUCUUUAUCAAAUCCAAAUGCUCUGGCAAAAGAUGUACCAGAUUUAAAAAUAACUUUAUCGACUUUUCCCAGCCAUACCUGAUUCACCGAAGGGAUUCUGUAAGUUGUUCCGAUUAGCUAGUGUCUACGACAUAAACCGUGAACCUUGCUCUCCAUCAUUAAUAUGUAUUCUACUAGCUGACAGUUCAUUUGAGACAGAUUUUUGGCAUAGACGAAAUAAAGUUGCCUAGGCACUUGACAAUGCUGGACCGCUUUCAAAUAUCCCAUUUUCUUUCACCGGACGAAUUUUACAGCUUCUGCCAUUUUUUCUUUAUCCCAGGUUUUUCGUUUCUUGGUUGAUUGUGAAGCCGACAUGUUAAAAACAAAGAUAACAUAGGGGAGAGGGAGGCACUGUUGAACACUUUUUAAAUAAAAUAUUAUAUUUCUCACAUUGUGCUACAUAUCAAGGUAUAUAAUUUUUCUUAUGAAUAGAUAUGCUAUUUGUGCUACAAAAUAAAAAUUAAAUUUACUUGUUUUUACUUAUAACUAAAAAUAUUAUUAUUUUUCAAAAACACAUUUUUGUUCAAAUGUGUCCCUGGCAAAGAAAUAAAUACAUUUGUGAUUCUUUUUUGGCAGAGUGACACUUUACCAAUAUAUAGUCAUUUUCAUAUAAUUUCUCAUUUCUCAAGGAUUAAAUUGAUUCGCUUUCAUCAACUAGAUUAUCAGACUCAGAAUUAUUUUGACCAUCUGUUAAAUCCAUAUCAGAAUCAUCGUGAAAAGAUAUAUUUCCGUCAGAUUCUGAGUUUAACUGAUAUUUUGGCAAUGGUUUUUUCUUUUUAUACAUAUUGUUCUGAGGCAUACAUUGUUCUCAUUUUGCUAAAGGCAGAAUUGCAGGCUUGCGUUUCAUCAUGACAUUAUGCUUAUUGAAGCUGGUUGAUCUGGAAAGACUGGUGUUUUCAGAUUUUCGCAAAGAUAAUACUGGGUGCCUUUUCAUAAAGUUUUUCAUCCAUUCAAUGCCCACACUCUUGUUAUCUAACCAUUUUUCAGGACAUUUAUUUAACCCUGCUACAUUGAUAUGCCAAUUUUCGACCUUGUAAGUAGAUAAGACCAUAAUUCAUUUUGGACAUUUUUAAUAAGUACCUUUCCAGCAAACUUGACUCACAGUAUGUCUCAUUACUCAUUACAUUCUCUUUAUAUUUCUUUACUCUAUAGUACAAUAUAUAUAUAUAUAUAUAUAUAUAUAU